Messenger RNA from Quercus lobata, 3475 nucleotides. RefSeq names its product armadillo repeat kinesin 3 (gene ARK3). Lineage: Eukaryota; Viridiplantae; Streptophyta; Magnoliopsida; Fagales; Fagaceae. Gene Ontology annotation, biological process: spindle elongation; microtubule-based movement; mitotic spindle assembly. The record is from RefSeq and is a predicted model, not a curated record. Gene Ontology annotation, cellular component: mitotic spindle; spindle microtubule. The coding region runs from base 392 to 3136 and encodes 914 amino acids. Gene Ontology annotation, molecular function: microtubule binding; ATP binding; plus-end-directed microtubule motor activity. The transcript has 19 exons.
CUCUCUUUCAUCUAAAAAAAUACCGUCUCUCUCUCUCUAGAGUCUUGAAGAGACUGUCUCUCUACGCUUUAAAUUGAGGAAUGCAAAGCAAAACAGAGGCCGUGUUUUUCUGAGUCACAUCUUACACGAUUUAGGUCCCCUUCUAGUUCCACGUAGUACAACCACCUUUGCCAAACUUCAAUUUCACCACUUGGGUCUUGUUGGGUCUCUCUUAUUUUAUUCUCUCUUACAAGAAAUAUUGCAUUUUUUUGCACUGCUAUUAUUUUGUGUGCUACUGUAACAUUGAAGUAUAAGGCAUUUCUUCAAUGGCCUAAAUAACUAGUAUCAGUAGGCAGUGGCAGACCCUUUUUUUUCUUUUUUUGAAGAAGCUUCAUUGGGUUUGGUGUUAACAAUGGCCACUUCAGGUGGUGGUAAUUACAGAAAUGGGACACACAAGAGCUCCAUGAAGGUGGAUAGGUCUCUCUCUUUGAAUUCAAACCCAAAGUCCUCUGUAAAGUCCAAGUCUUUGCCUUCUUCUGGGCCCCGCCGCAAUAGCACUGGCUCUCUAGCCGGUGGAGCAGCCAAGGAUAAUGCUGGAGUUCCUGGAAGAGUUCGAGUAGCUGUGAGAUUGAGACCGCGUAAUGCUGAGGAAUUGGUGGAAGAUGCUGAUUUUGCUGAUUGUGUAGAAUUGCAGCCAGAGCUUAAAAGGUUGAAACUUCGAAAAAACAAUUGGGACUCAGACACUUAUGAGUUUGAUGAAGUGCUUACCGAGUUUGCAUCCCAAAAACGUGUUUAUGAAGUUGUAGCAAAGCCUGUUGUUGAGAGUGUUCUGGAUGGUUACAAUGGAACCAUCAUGGCAUAUGGGCAGACUGGUACGGGUAAAACAUAUACUCUUGGACGACUUGGAGAGGAAGAUACAGCUGCUCGUGGAAUAAUGGUGCGUGCUAUGGAGGAUAUUCUAGCAGAUGUUUCGUUGGAGACUGAUUCAGUCUCGGUCUCAUAUCUGCAGCUUUAUAUGGAGACUAUACAGGACCUUCUUGAUCCCGCCAAUGAUAACAUUCCUAUUGUGGAAGACCCAAAAACUGGUGAUGUUUCAGUACCUGGGGCUACCCUAGUGGAAAUUAGGGACCAGCACAGUUUUGUGGAACUACUGCGAUUAGGGGAAGCUCAUCGCUUUGCUGCAAACACAAAAUUGAAUACAGAAUCUUCUCGUAGUCACGCUAUACUGAUGGUACAUGUAAAGAGAUCUGUCAAGGCAAGGGAUUCAGCAUUUUCAAGUGAAAAUGGUAACAGUCCUCAUAUGAAAACAUUAAAACCUUCCCUUGUUCGGAAGGGAAAGUUAGUUGUGGUAGAUCUUGCUGGUUCAGAGCGUAUUGAUAAGUCAGGAAGUGAGGGGCAUACACUAGAGGAAGCCAAAUCCAUCAAUCUCUCCUUGAGCGCAUUGGGAAAGUGCAUUAAUGCACUGGCAGAGAAUAGUGCACAUGUUCCUGUUCGUGAUUCAAAGCUUACAAGAUUGCUUAAGGAUUCAUUUGGAGGCACAGCAAGAACUUCACUGGUUAUUACUAUUGGUCCAUCCCCACGUCAUCGAGGAGAGACAGCAAGUACUAUAAUGUUUGGACAGAGGGCUAUGAAGGUGGAAAAUAUGUUGAAAUUGAAGGAGGAAUUCGAUUACAAAAGUUUAGCUAGAAGAUUAGACAUACAAUUAGACAAACUUAUUGCAGAACAUGAAAGGCAGCAGAAAGCAUUUGAGGAUGAAAUCGAAAGAAUAAACGUAGAAGCACAAAAUCGGAUUUCUGAGUUUGAAAGUAACCAUGCAGAUGCAUUAGAGAAGGAAAGACUGAAAUAUCAAAAAGACUAUAUGGAUUCAAUAAAGAAGCUUGAAGAGCAAUUGGUGAAGAAUCAGCAAAAGAAUGGCAGUGAAAAAGUUCCAGUUGGACUCAGAGAAGAUGGCUCUGCCUUGACAUCUAACACAGAGAGUUCCAAGGUCUCUGCUGCAGAGGAAGUUGCUGAGCUGAAGAAAUUGCUUCAAAAAGAAAAUCUUUUACGGAAGACUGCUGAAGAGGAAGUUAAUAAUCUUAAAAGUCAAAUAGCUCAAUGGAAAAGGUCUGAGGCAUCAGGAAACUCAGAGAUCUUAAAGCUUCGCAAGAUGCUGGAAGAUGAGGCAAGUCAGAAAGAGAAACUUGAAGGAGAAAUAGCAAUACUACAAAGCCAGUUGUUGCAAUUAAGUUUUGACGCUGAUGAGACAACAAGAAGACUUGAUAGAGGUGGAUCUGGUAAAGUUCCAAGCGGUCUAGAUUCACUUAUAUCUCAAGUUAAACAUCACCAGCAAGAUUCAGGAAAUGGGGAAAAGGCCUCAAUAGCCAAACUCUUUGAACAAGUGGGAUUGCAAAAGAUCUUAUCGUUGCUUGAAGCUGAAGAUGCUGAUGUGCGAAUUCACGCUGUGAAAGUGGUUGCAAAUCUAGCUGCUGAAGAGAUGAAUCAGGAAAAGAUUGUAGAAGCUGGUGGACUUACAUCGUUGUUGAUGCUUCUUAGGAACUCUGAGGAUGAGACCAUACAUAGAGUUGCAGCAGGUGCUAUUGCCAAUCUUGCAAUGAAUGAAACCAACCAGGAGCUCAUCAUGUCUCAAGGGGGCAUUGCUUUGUUAUCAAUGACAGCAGCCAAUGCUGAGGAUCCUCAAACCCUUCGGAUGGUUGCUGGAGCUAUUGCAAAUCUUUGUGGCAAUGAUAAGUUGCAGAUGAAGCUAAGGAGUGAAGGUGGUAUCAAAGCAUUGCUAGGAAUGGUCAGAUGCAGACAUGCUGAUGUUCUUGCACAAGUUGCUCGUGGAAUAGCAAAUUUUGCAAAAUGCGAGUCAAGAGCAGCUACGCAAGGAACUAAGACUGGAAGGUCUCUUCUGAUUGAGGAUGGUGCACUUCCAUGGAUUGUACAGAAUGCUAACAAUGAAGCCUCACCAAUCAGGCGUCAUAUUGAGCUUGCACUUUGUCAUCUAGCACAACAUGAAGCAAAUGCAAAAGAUAUGAUCAGUGGAGGUGCUUUGUGGGAGUUGGUUCGCAUCUCACGAGACUGUGCACGGGAAGACAUAAGGACUCUUUCACAUCGAACACUAACUUCCAGCCCUACUUUCCAAGCUGAAAUGAGGCGUUUAAGGAUAGGUCAUUGAUAAAUUUGUGAAGUAAUUGAAGCAGCUGAAGGUGGGGUAGCUUGGAAAUAUACAUGUAGCUGAUCCCAGCUGGAAAGAUUGAUCUUUUCAAGGUAAAAGAAGCAGGAUGCUUUGACUUUGCUGUCAGUGUCAGCUGUAUUGGCCAAAGUUUUGUUAUUAGUGGGGUAUGCUUGGGUUGUAGGCCUUGUAUGAAGUUGAUUACAGAUGAUAACUCUAAUUUAUUAAUCAAAUUAUAGUCUUGUAAUGUCAUUUAAUGUAUUCACCCAGGUAUGACCUUCCCAUGUGUAGCUUCUAAUUAGCUUGUAAAUUGAUUUGUAUAUGAAAUCAUUAGGAAAAAAA